Molecule: messenger RNA, 1242 nt
Organism: Vespula pensylvanica (western yellowjacket)
Lineage: Eukaryota; Metazoa; Arthropoda; Insecta; Hymenoptera; Vespidae
Exons: 3
Coding region: 335-1063 (242 amino acids)
Source: RefSeq, a predicted model, not a curated record
GGUGGAACGAUAGCAGAAUGCAGAUGUCCACCAGGAACCGCACAAUCUCCCAGAGACGCACUUUGCUAUCCGAUAUUCACAAGAGCGUCUUGUCCGAAGGGACAAUACUUUGCACCAGUUCCAGAAGCACCUGCUAAAACUAGGAGAAGACGGAAUAGCGACAUGUUCCUGCUCAAUAACAGGUGAACUAGGAAGAUACUAUUGGCCAGGAAGUGUUGGCGGAUGUUAUGAACAUUACACAAAAGGUCCAUGUACAGAACCAGGGGAAUUGUUCCUACCUGGUGGCGUAUGUGGUUGUCACGCUAAAUUACCUCAUUAUUAUGAAACAAGUGGAAUGUGUUAUCAAUUAGGAAGCAUUGGACCAUGUCCAAAAGGUCAUCAGUUUAUCGUUGAUACAACAGAUACCCAUCAAGAAGAAAAUAUGAUUCGUGCAAAGUGUAAAUGUAAAAACUAUCAUAUAUUGUAUCAAGAUGGAUUAUGUUAUAGACUCUAUACAAGUGGUCCUUGUGAAGAUGGUUACAUGAUAACAAAUACCUCAACUUGUGUCCCUAUACCUUGCAAAAGAAGACGAUUAUAUUUUCCAGAAGAAAAUACAUGUUAUAAAAUUGGCACUAAAGGUCCAUGUCCAAAUGGACAAGUCGUAUCAUAUGAUUACAAUGUACGACCGUCUAUUGAUGGGAUAAGUUACAACGGACUGUGUGGUUGUAUUAAUGAUUUAAAAAAUACUGACAAAUGUAUGGAAAAUGAUAACGAUAGUAGUUGUGAAAAUAUACCAGGCAUGGUGAUAAUAAAUAAAAAAUGUUAUAAACUAUAUACCCAAGGACCGUGUACAGCGGGAGAAUGGUUGGUUGCUCGUAGGAUUCCGAAAAACGAGUUGUGGGUAAAUGAAGAACCACAACCAAAGGCUAUAUGCGAAUGCCGUCCAGGUUAUAAAAGAGUUACAGAAAGUUUAGAAACGAGUGAAAUGAAAAGUAGUAAUGUAGUGUCAUUGGGUGAAUGUCAACCACCAACAGUAACAUUAGCAAGACUAUUGAAUGGUAACAUCAAAAUGAUGAAUUCUUAAGAAUUCAAAAUAUUCACUAUAACGUGAAACAAAUCUCAGGCUCAAAUUGUAAAAAAGAUAGUUUUAACAAUAUUUAACAAUGUAAAUAGUAUAAACCAUAAUAUGUGCAAUGCCUACUAUGUUAUUUAGUUUUAAGCUCUUGUAUAAUUAAUUUAUUAAAUAUCAGUGCAUACUUUAAA